Molecule: messenger RNA, 1470 nt
Organism: Cannabis sativa
Lineage: Eukaryota; Viridiplantae; Streptophyta; Magnoliopsida; Rosales; Cannabaceae
Exons: 1
Coding region: 1-1470 (489 amino acids)
Source: RefSeq, a predicted model, not a curated record
AUGUCGACGUUGUUGCCAAGGUUCGUUGUUCUCAAGUCGAUGUGGAAUGGCAAAUACUUGAGAAAGAUGAGUAAAGAUGAGAGUAAUGAAAAAGGGAUGAAUGCAACAUUCUUGAAAUUUGAAGGAGAGGACAUUACGAGCCCUUUAGUAAAGUUUGCAGUGGAGAUAGCCCAAAGAAAUCGGGAGUUCGUGCACCUUCGAAGUUGUCACAACAACAAAUACUUGACCAUAGAGCCCAAUAAUAGUCUCAUGAGGAUUGUGGCGGGGGCCGAUGAACCCAUAGAAGACCUUGAUUCACUCUCAUGUACUAUGUUCAAGCCUAUCCAAGCUAAUGGUUCAAAUGAAAUAAUAACAUACGAAGAGUUGCGUUUUGGAUUUUUCCACGCGUCAACAAAUAGUUACGCUUGUCAGACAGAAUCUGCGUCGAAGCCUUACGCGAGUGGUAUGUUUGUGGGAUAUAAAAUUUUAUCUAAGGAUCUAUUUCCUUGCAGUUUGUUCAAAGUUUUGGAUUGGGAUUCGCUUGUAAUAUUCCCAAAAAAGGUAUUGUUUAAGAUGGUUGGGCACGAGAAAUAUCUUAGCUUGCGUCAAAUCCAGCGUAGGCCAUAUUUGCAAUUUGUUGGCUAUGACAACGGGGAUAACACGACGGAGUAUGAGAUAUCUACCUUUGGUGAUGGCUAUGUUCGCAUAAAAUCACUCUCCAAUAAUAAAUUUUGGAGGCGCAGUCCUAAUUGGAUUUGGGCUGAUUCUGAUGAUGAGUCAGGAAACAACAAGAACACGCUCUUUCGGCCAAUUAGAGUCGCUGAUAACGUGGUGGCCUUUCAAAACAUGGGGAACAAUAAUUUUUGCAAGAGCCUUACCACCGAAGGCAAGACAAAUUGUCUGAAUGCAGCUAUGCCCAACAUCACCAUUGAUUCGAAACUGGAAAUACUAGAGAGGGUCCUUGAAAGAAGUAUCUACAACAUCAAUUUCCGCCAAGAUGAGAGUAGAGUCUACGAUCUCAAAGUCAUGGAUUUGGUCCCCAAGGCUACUGCCGCUAACUACACCAAUGAAGAGAACACCUUAGCCCUCAACUUCUCGUACAAGAUUACAAAAUCCAGUACCUUCAGUGGCAAUGCUUCCCUUAAGUUAGGAGUCAAAACAACCUUUGAAACUGCAGUUAUUCCACUCAUCGCGAAGGGAAGUGUUGAAAUUUCAGGUGAAGUUACAAUCGGACUUCAGUGGGGCAAUACAACAUCUAUUGAAACCGUAACCGAAACUACCUAUACUGCUAGAGUGCCUGCUAUGACUAGGGUGACAGUCACUCUUAUAGCAACUCAAGGAAAGUGUGAUGUUCCCUUCUCUUAUGUUCAACGCGAUUCUCUUUACAAAGGGGGUAUUAGAGUCACGAAAAUGGAUGAUGGAAUGUUUAAAGGGAUCAAUAUGUUCGAUUUUCGGUUUGAUAGCCAUUAUGAAAAGUUGGUUGUACCAUGA